AUGUCGGGCUCCCCAUGGCCAAGAGCCAUUGUUGGUAGCUUCGCCACUAUCGCUAUCGGCUACGCUAUCAUGAAAACUACCACUCCGACGGAUCAACAGUUCUACGAUGCAUUGUCACCAGAUCUCAAACGCCAAGUGGAUGCACACCGACUGGCAGCACAGCGCAAGGCGGCGUACGCUGAACAGCUCAAGAGGGCAAAGGAGCAAGACGAUUCGGCGCCUGUAUGGGCCGAGGGGGCCAAGGCGAGAGAUUCGACGCCUCCUCCGCGUAUCUAG
This is a messenger RNA of Sporisorium graminicola, 276 nucleotides long. RefSeq lists its product as uncharacterized. The coding region runs from base 1 to 276 and encodes 91 amino acids. The record is from RefSeq and is a predicted model, not a curated record. The transcript has 4 exons. Lineage: Eukaryota; Fungi; Basidiomycota; Ustilaginomycetes; Ustilaginales; Ustilaginaceae.